AUGGAUGAGGAGGAUAUUAGGAAUCUUACGCCCGAGAUCAAGGCCGAGCGUAUCAAAGGCAGCAAAUGGGUGUUCGUUUCUGAGCAUGCGUUUGUGAUGACUAUUUGGUCGUUGAAGGCGUGCAUGAUCAUACUAUAUCGUCGCAUAAUGGAGGGUUUGCGCCAACAACGUCUGGUGAAGUACCUGACCAUCUGGGUCGCUCUUGGAUUUGUCGGUUCCGAGUUGGCUCUCUUCUUGAUAUGCCGACCGCUGCCGAACUAUUGGGCCGUUCCCACGCCAGACUACCAAUGUUCCUCCUACCAAUAUUAUGAGAUCAUCCAGGGCAUCCUCGCCAUUUCGUCCGAUGUUCUCAUGCUCGUUAUCGCUAUCCCCCUCCUCAUGGCCGUUCGACUACCCCAGAGACAAAAGUUGAUCCUCGUCUUUAUCUUUGGACUAGGAAUCUUCAUUAUCAUCUCAGCCGUCCUGACCAAGAUAUACUGCCUGGUCCCCUCCUUGAUCUCCUAUGUGUACCUCAACUGGUACUUCAGAGAAGCCACAGUCGCCAUGCUUGUCACCUGCCUACCCAUGACAUGGUCCUUAUUGAGGGAUAUAUUCCCAGCGCUGAAGAGUUGGACUGGUGGAUCACGACAAUACGGCUCAGGGAAGAAUGCGACGACGCGCGGACGAACAAAUUCACGCCCACUCCAAACGAAGGAUCAUAUGCAGCUGAGUUCCGUCAGCCGAAUGCAGUCAGCUCAUGCUCAUGGCCCGGACACCGAAAGCAUGACUGGAUCGAGCACCGGAUAUCCUGUACCUCACAACCGCAACAGCCGGUACUAUGAUCAAACAGACACAGAGCCAUUGAAGUCAAUUCACGUUCGACAGGAUGUCACCGUUACCGUACAAGACGAACGGGACAGUGAAGAAACGCUGUCAAGCACUUAUCAAAGACAGCAGCGAAAAGCUGCUGGUUGGGAUAUGGCCUAA
Molecule: messenger RNA, 966 nt
Organism: Arthroderma uncinatum
Lineage: Eukaryota; Fungi; Ascomycota; Eurotiomycetes; Onygenales; Arthrodermataceae
Exons: 3
Coding region: 1-966 (321 amino acids)
Source: RefSeq, a predicted model, not a curated record